Molecule: messenger RNA, 900 nt
Organism: Jaminaea rosea
Lineage: Eukaryota; Fungi; Basidiomycota; Exobasidiomycetes; Microstromatales
Product: sterol desaturase
Exons: 2
Biological process (GO): lipid biosynthetic process
Molecular function (GO): oxidoreductase activity; iron ion binding
Source: RefSeq, a predicted model, not a curated record
CCAUUCUACUAUCACCCGCACGAGUCGCUCCUCCCCUUCCUCUCCGACAAAUAUCUCGCCCUCCUGGCACCAAUAGCAGUCUACUGGCUAGUCUCCCUGUGGUUCACCUUCCUAGACGUAGCCCGUAUCCCCUUCUUUGAACAAUACCGAUUGCACGAGCCGGAAGAGGUCAGCAAACGCAACAAGGUCUCAGCGAGGAGAGUCGUCGCGUUGGUUCUGCUGCAGCAAGUCGUGCAGACUGUUCUGGGCGUCUUCGUCCUCGAGGAUGAGGAGACGGUGAGGGCGCAGGUCUUUCAGGAUCAUGGCGAGAAUAUGGAGAAAUUGGGUCGAGUGGUCGCACGGGUGGUGCACGGCACUGUUGGAUACCAGAGCGGCUUGGGACUGUUGGAGCGAUACGGCGUCGAAGCGGUACAGUGGCUGUAUUGGUGGGGGCUGCCAAUUGUUCAGUUCUGGUGGGCCUUCUUCGUCAUGGACGCCUGGCAAUACGCUCUGCACAGAGCCUUCCACGAGUCCCGCUUUCUCUACCGCCACUUCCACUCUCAUCACCACCGCCUCUAUGUCCCCUAUGCCUUUGGGGCGCUGUACAAUCACCCGCUGGAAGGGCUUCUCCUUGAUAGCGCAGGCGGAGCUCUCUCCCACUUCGUCAGCCUCAUGACCGUCCGCCAGGGAGUACUCCUCUUCACCUUCUCCACCAUCAAGACCGUCUGCGAUCACGGAGGUUACGCUUUCCCCUGGUGGCUGGAUCCCCUGCAUCUAGUCUUCCCCAACUGCGCAGAGUAUCACGAUGUGCAUCAUCAGAUGCAAGGGCUGCGCUUCAACUACUCGCAGCCCUUCUUUGUCCACUUUGAUGUGUUGUUUGGGACUAGGAUAUCGACGGAGAAGUUUGGCAAGAUGCGGGAG